Mya arenaria is the source of this 1596-nucleotide messenger RNA. RefSeq names its product methyltransferase N6AMT1-like. Bases 6 to 638 code for a protein of 210 amino acids. Gene Ontology annotation, biological process: methylation. Gene Ontology annotation, cellular component: eRF1 methyltransferase complex. Lineage: Eukaryota; Metazoa; Mollusca; Bivalvia; Myida; Myidae. The transcript has 7 exons. The record is from RefSeq and is a predicted model, not a curated record. Gene Ontology annotation, molecular function: S-adenosylmethionine-dependent methyltransferase activity; nucleic acid binding; protein methyltransferase activity.
CCAAAAUGUGCACCCCUGACAUUUCGCACAUUUCCUCGAACGAUUACAAUUUUAUUUAUGAGCCGGCAGAAGACACCUUCCUGCUAAUAGAUGCAAUAGAAAAAGAAGUUAAUUUCCUCCAAAGGAAAAGCCCUGUAAUAUCUCUGGAGAUCGGUUCAGGAUCAGGGAUUUGUUCAGCUUUUCUUGCCAAGGAAAUUGGGAGACCAAUAUUUUCACUAUGCACAGACAUCAAUGUGAAAGCAGCAGAAGUGACACACACUACUGGAAAGAAAAACAUGGUCCAGCUUCAUGCUGUACUCACUGACUUGGUGAAUGGGCUGCUGCCGAGGUUAACGGGCCAAGUAGAUGUACUGUUGUUUAACCCUCCAUAUGUUGUUACCCCUAGCGAAGAGGUUGGAAGCACAGGUAUCGAAGCAUCCUGGGCAGGUGGCAAGGAUGGAAGGGAGGUAAUUGACAGAGUGCUGCCCCUUGUUCCACAGUUACUUGCCCCUGAUGGCGUCUUUUACAUGGUGGUUAUUAAAGAAAACAAAGCAGAUGAAAUAGCGUCCAUUCUUGGAGAAUUUGGUUUGAAGAUGGAAGAGGUUAUGUCUAGACGGAGUGGACCAGAAUUUCUGUCUGUUCUGAAAUUUCAGAGAUGACGGUCUAAAAGACUUUACCUCAAGCCUUUAAACUUAUAAAUGAUGAGAACAGACAUUGGCUCAUUGUUCAGAACACACCCUGGAACAUAGUUCAGAACACACUUUGGAUCAUUGUUCAGAACACACAUUGGAUCCUUGUUCAGAACACAACUUGGACCAGAGGUCAGAACACACAUUGGACCAGAGAUCAGAUCACACCUUGGAUCAUUGUUCAGAACACACCUUAGAUCAUUGUUCAGAACACACCCUGGAACAUAAUUCAGAACACACUUUGGAUCAUUGUUCAGAACACACCUUGGAUCAUUGAUCAAAACACACCCUGGAUCAUUGUUCAGAACGCACCCUGGAAUAUUGUUCAGAACACACCCUGGAAUAUUGUUCAGAACACACCCUGGAUCAUUGUUCAGAACUUACCCUGGAAUAUUGUUCAGAACACACCCUGGAUCAUUGUUCAGAACACACCCUGGAAUAUUGUUUAGAACACACCCUGGAUCAUUGUUCAGAUCACACCCUGGAAUAUUGUUCAGAACAUACCCUGGAUCAUUGUUCAGAACGCACCCUGGAUCAUUAUUCGAACACACCCUGGAAUAUUUUUCGGAAUACACAUUGGAUCAUUGUUCAGAACACACCCUGGAUCAUUGUUCAGAACACACCUUGGACCAUUGUUGAGGCAGAACAGAGGCCAAUAAGCACAAGCAGACCUUGAUUAACUCAAAAUAAUAAACAAACAAAACAUUUUCUCAAAUACUGGAUUUAAUCCAAGUGUUGUUGGAUUAAAAUAGUGCUCAUAUAGUGUGUUCAACAGUUCAUGUGGAUUUAAUCCUGCAGACAUUAAAGAUACCAAGAACAGUGAUGGUAUUUCGUGACUUAUUUUAUAUUUUAGGUAUUUAAAUGUUAUUAUAAUUUAUUGGAAAUGUCUUUUGUAGAUCUGUAAGUAAAUAGAUUGUACUUAACUUUU